Molecule: messenger RNA, 405 nt
Organism: Schistosoma intercalatum
Lineage: Eukaryota; Metazoa; Platyhelminthes; Trematoda; Strigeidida; Schistosomatidae
Source: the annotation of a GenBank genome assembly
AUGGCUUAUCAAACUUGCAAAUUAACAAGUCAAGUAUUUGUGGAUGGUAACAGUCAAAAAAAUUACCCAGUUGCGAUAGUAGUUCCAGAUUUUACUGAAUUGCGUUCCGCUCUAAGCAAUAGUAAGGUACUGCAGGAUCAUAAAAAGCUUCUGGAUUCUGAACUCUGUCGAAAUGAAACUGUUAAUAAAUUCGUUUUGGAGGAAAUGAAUACCAUAGCGACACUAAAACUGUUGAAGGGUUUUGAAAAGGUCCAGGCAAUUUACUUGACAGACGAGGCGUUUACGGUAGACAAUGGCUUAUUGACUCCAACAAUGAAACUAUCACGUAACAAAGCUCGAAAUUAUUUUUCAAAAACAAUAGUUAGUUUAUACACACAGCAUGAGCUUAAUUCUUCUCCUACUUAA